Cherax quadricarinatus is the source of this 9990-nucleotide messenger RNA. Its product is annotated as tyrosine-protein kinase BAZ1B. The record is from RefSeq and is a predicted model, not a curated record. Gene Ontology annotation, cellular component: WICH complex. Gene Ontology annotation, biological process: chromatin remodeling; DNA damage response. Gene Ontology annotation, molecular function: histone binding; histone H2AXY142 kinase activity. Lineage: Eukaryota; Metazoa; Arthropoda; Malacostraca; Decapoda; Parastacidae.
AGUAUAAUGAGUGUGAGGUAGUGCAGGACGCUCGUGGGUUCGAACAACAGUCGCAGUACCUCACCUCCUCCCGCUCUUUUUACCAUAUUAUCCCCAACCAGAUCUCUCAGAUGCCCUUGUUACAGGGCCAACAGUUCCGGCUGAUCAAGCCGCCGGGCAGUAUAGAGCCUGGCACUCAGUUAUUCACCAUCCAGCACACAGGAGAGAAGUUUCUCAGUAAAAGUGACUAUGAAGACCGAUUGGCCCUGUACAGUCAAAGUAUAUGGACCUGUCAGUGCACUGGCAAGUCUGGUCUCACUCACCAGGAGGCUUGGACAAGUGAGGCCAAGGUUCGUGUACUUCUUAGCUCUUCAUUCCCUACACCUCUUCUGCCACCUAUUCUCCGCACUCUCCACCACAGUACACUGCCACUAGAUCAGCUAGUGGAGGCUGCUUCAACUCUUUGCUAUACUCGGUUUCAUCAUGGUGAAGAACUAACACUCUUGGGCCCGCAGCCGAUACAAGUUCGUGUCAUCAGUUCUAAGGAAAACAACUGUAUAACAAAGAAGGAAAAUAUUACUAACGGUAAGAAGACAUCACCUUUAUCAAAAGACUCGGCCACUCCUCUUACCAAUGGUUGUUCUCCCCAUGCUUGUGAAAGCCCAGUGGUCAAUGGCACACACAAUGGUACCACAGACACUGAAGAGUCUAGUCCUAAGAGUGAGGGAAAGGGAAAAGAAGACUCUCCUGGAAAGAAGAAGAAUAUGUUGCUUCCAUUAUUAUAUGAUGUAUCAGUGAUAGGAGAAGAUCGAAUCAUGACAGAUGUCCCAGCCAAAUAUCUCCAGCGAACUUAUAAGGUGCCACCGAAGGAGCAUUUUCGCCUGUUUGUCCGAGCCAACGCAAUUAGACAGCGAUCCAGUGCAUAUACACCAUGGCUAGUAUCAGAAGAAUUAGUUAAACAGUUUAAUAUUCCCAGUAAGUUAGCUUCAAUAUUUACACACCCAAGGACACAUGCACUAGGUAGAAAGAGAAAGGCUGAAGGCUUAAUUGAAGAAAAACAUAAGAAGGCAAAAGGUGAAAAGGUACUGGAAACUGUAAAAAAAAGUAAAGAUGGGCUUUCCUCUAGGUCUCCAAAAGUUAGAAAACGAAGAGAAAAACGUGAUCCUAAUGCUCCUAGACGAAAGCCUGGUCCAAAGCCUGGUUUUAAGAGAACUCCAAAGCCAGUUCCUAAAUUAGAACCACCAAAACCUUCCUCAAAGAUACCCAAAGUAGUGAAAAUUGAAUCGAGUGAUAGUGAAGAAGAUGUAUGUCUUGCAGUUUUGGCAAAUAGAUCACCAAAGGUAGAAAAUGGAACCCCAGAAAAGACAAAAAUGGUUACUCCACCAAGCAUUGUUCCUUUAUUGCAGCCUAGAAAGAAAGAAAUAAUAAAAGAUGGAAAGGAUCAAGCCAAGGGUGUGAGAAAGAUGAAACAAGCAACUCUUUUUGAUUUGAAGACAUCAACGAAAAAGAAUGCAGAUGGAACACCAAAAGCCAAGUUUUCUCCACGAAAAUCCCCACAGAAGAAGUUCCCAACUCCAGAAGCAGUAAUGAGAAUUCCAAUCAUGAAGAAAAUGGUAAACCAGUACAGCACUCUUAAGGGUUUGAAGGGAACUGGACGGAAACUUGUUCAUACCAUGGAUCAAGUCCUGAAGAAACUUUCCUUACAACAGAUUGAGGUUAUACCUAAUGUUAAUCUGCGAGAAGAUAUAUUGAAGCGUAAUGAGCGUAUGGUAGAGAAGAAUAUACUAGCUAAAAUGACACCAGAGGAGAAGGAGGAAUAUCUUAAACAAAAGGCUAAAGAGGAAGCAAAGAAGCGUCUGCAGUCCAAACGUGAACAAAAUCGGAAGAUGGAAGACAAAAUUCUUAGCAACCUGAAACCACUUCCACAACCACAACUUGUCCCUACUCCUGAGGAGAUCCCCAAUUCUCUGUUUGGUGAUGUGGCCAUGGUAGUAGAGUUCAUAGAGUGCUACCAUGGUAUUGUUCAUACAGACAAGAAGAAAUCUAUUUCCUGUAGUCAGCUGAUGCAAGCACUUGCGGCUGGACCUAUUGGCUUAAAGUAUGUGGCAGAGGUGAUGUGUCUUAUUCUGCAUCUCAUCAUAGAUGAUGUCCGAUUGGGUGGUAUGAAGGAGCUUGGUGUAAAGAUAAGUGAUUUACCUGUGCAUUACCAAACUGCCCUAGAGCUUGCUCGUCUGUGUCUGAGUAAGCGUGAUUUCUCUGAGUCAGCCAGUCUACACUCUGAUGAUAAUGUGGAAGAAGGAGAAGAACAGAAUGAAUUGCUAACCAGCACUGAAUGGAGUCUCUCCAGUAUGGCCACCUUCUUCUCAAGGAAGACACAGAUUAAUCUGUCUGAUGGAUUGAUUCACAAGUUAGAGUCAAGUGAGUUAUAUGAGUUGCAACCUUCUGAAGUUAUUGCUGUAUUGAAAGCUCUGUGCCACCAAGCCAUUGCUUCUGAUACUGUCCUUGAACAUGUUGAAGAAAUUGAAGAAAAGGUGUACACACUGUAUAAGGAGCGAGCCCAAAUUAAAAAGAUCAGUUUAAAAGAAGAGAUGGAGAAGAAGAAGCAGAGAAAACAGGAACGUCUGCAGAAAAAAAUAAACAAAACAAAGACACCCAAAAAAUCUCCAGGCCGUCCUAGAGGCUACAGUCCAAAGAAAAAAGCACAUACCAUUGAUAAAUACUGUAGUAAGAAGGAGGAAGACCAAGACUUGGAUUUGGCAUCAAGAGUGAAGAGGCGACGCCUGACUAAUGAAGAGAAAGAAAAAAACAAGAUCCUGUUAAAUGAGCAGAGAAUGGAGGAGGAAGAAAAACAGAGACGAUUAUUUGUAGUCCAAGAGUAUGAACGGGUACUGAUGCAGAAAGAAAUGCUAAUUCGUUUGCAGCCCCUGGGAUUAGACCGUAAUCAUGACAGGUACUGGCUCUUCAACAACACAACUCCUGGGCUCUAUGUUGAGAAGGGCUGGGUAGAUCCAAACACUACCUACCGGAUAAAGGCUGAAAGUCCAAGAAAACAGCAAGGAGGCUUGAUACUUAAUGGCAAUGAAGAUUCUGGUUCGGAUUCAGAUGACAAACCUUUAGCUACUAUUAAAGAAGAAUUGUCUACAGGUAGCCCUAGAAAGGAAACUCUGCUGAGCAGACCCAAGCCACUCACUCAGGAUGAAGAAAUUCAAACAUUCCCUCCGGUUGGACAAAACAUGUGGUUUUAUUAUAAUUCUAUAAAAAGUGUGGACGAGUUGUUGCAAUCCUUGGCAGAAAAAGGAAUACGAGAGUCCAGACUGAAAGCUAACAUCAUUCAAGUUAAAAAACAGCUGGAAAACAACCUGACCAAAGAAUGGAAUGCUCUAGAAGAUCUACAAGAUGGAGCUCUUCAGCUUGUAGAAUCAUUACGUGAAGAUAUUAUUCAGAUUGAACAUGAGCUUACAGAGGGUUGGCUUGGAGCAGUGCCGAACAAAGAAGAGUGGGAGAAAAAAGCACAACAGGCAACAUCUUUGCAGGAGCUAGGAGAGUGCCUGAUGGAAGCACAGAAGAGCAUUCACUUCAAGUACCUGAAGGGUAUGAUGCAGCCCUCCAAGAAGCUUAUACCUUCUGAUAACACAGAUGCUGCCCCUGAAUAUGAGGAGUUGGAAAGCCCAGCAGUACUUAAGUGGCGAGACGCUGUGUUAACUUGUCAAACGUUUUCACGAAUGCAUAUGCUAGUGGGCAUGUUUGAUUCCUGCAUCAAAUGGGAAAAGUCUAUUGCUACUAAGAAAUGUAAAGUCUGUCGGCACCAAAACUCAACCAUCCCAUUAACAAUUUGUGAUAAAUGUGAAAGUAGUUAUCACUGGAGUUGCUUGCGGCCACAACUUAGGGAAGAGCCUCCUGAACCCUGGCUGUGCCCUGGUUGUCAUCCUGUAAGAAGUAGUCGGUUAGAGAGACACAAGCGAAAUUCAGUUGAAGACCCCAGUGAAAAGGAAAAGGUUUGUCGAGUAUGUGAGCGUGGUUUGGGUCUUAUCUUCUGUUGCCUGUGUCCUGCUGCAUACCACUCAGAGUGCCACGAUCCACCACUUCAAACACGUGCAAGGAAGGACUGGGCAUGUGUAGACUGUAAUGCAAGAAAGAGGAGGGGCUAUAAAAACAUUAGGACAACUAGAACUAGAUACCAGUCAAACAGCGAAGAAGAAUUGGUUUCUGAGAGAAAAAGUACUUUCAAAGGUUCCAGCAAGAAAAAGAAUGCUCAGAAACAUGUCAGAAAUCGUAGUAAAAGUCAUGGUAGGACUCUCAGAGGUACUUCUCGUAGAAAGUAUAUGGAAACAGAUGAUGACAACGAGGAGGAGGAGGAUGAUGAUGAUGACGACGACAAUGAAGAUGAUUGUGACUAUAUGGCCCCACCUAGAUUAAGACAUAGCACACGAAGAGUAACAAAUAAGAGGAAGAAUUAUAAAAUUAGUAGUGAAGAUGAGGAAGAAGAAAACAUCACAGAACAAGAGGAAGAAAUGGAGGAAGAUAAUAUAGAACAGGAUGAAGAGGAGGAUGGUGAUAUUGGGGAGCAAGAAGAAGAGGAAGACAAUGGUGAACAAGAUGAUGAGGAUGAAGAAAAUAGAGACCAAGAUGAAGAGGAUGAAGAAAAUGGAGAACAAGAUGAAGAAGAUGAAGAGUAUAUGGCACAAGAUUCAUGCACAUACUGUGGAUUAGGAUUGGACAAGAAUGGAACUCGGGCACGGCUCCUGCCAUGUAUAACCUGUGAUACUUGUUUUCAUCCCGAGUGUGCUUGUGAAGCUGUCAACAGCAAGACUGUGAACACAUAUCAGUGUUCUAAGUGUUUGAGAGCUAGUAGAAGUCCAUCCAGGUCUCCUGUGAAAACAGCUAAGAGCAAUGACGAUGAAAAGGCUGAAGAUGGACCUGAUGCUAUAGAGGAAGAAGAGGAAGAGGAAAAUGGGGAUGGAGAAGAUGAUGAAGGUGAUGAUGAGCAAGAUGAAGAAGAGGAUGAAGAUGGUGAUGAUGAGCAGGAUGAAGAGGGAGAUGAUGAGCAGGAUGAAGAGGGAGAUGAUGAGCAGGAAGAGGAUGAUGAAAAAGGGGGAGGAGCAAGAAGAAUAUGAAGAUAUGGAUGCUGAGGAAGAGGAUGAGCAGGAUGAUAGUGAGAAAUAAGGGAUUUUCUGAUAGGGAUUGAAAGCUUACAUAAAACUUGACCACGUUGCAUCUGACAUCUUAAAGUAAUGAGAUGACACCCAUUAAAUAUUCUUUCUGAGACCCAUGGUGUUUAAGCAUCACUUGCAUCAGCACCAUGAUGGCUACCAAGUUCUUAUUUAUGCAAUUCUUGAGGGUUGCUUGUUCACAUUUAAUGCAUAAACUAAUUUUUGCCAGUGAUGAAUGUGUAGUAUGACACUGAACAUCUUUUGUUUAGGAGCUUGAUAACUGUUAGGUGUAGUGUACAUCUACAGCAAUCAUUUGCAUUAGUUUCAAAUCCUUACUAACAUCUGUGAACUCUUAUAUACAGUUGAACCUCUUCUGUCUGCAUUUCAGAUUCAGAUAUUGAUGUAAAAGACCUACAUAAGAUCUUUCCCAAUCAGGAUCAUAUAGCUUAGAAUAAUUGAGUGUAUACAAGUACAGAAUAAGCAUCUUAACAUAAUAAUUAUGCUGACAGUUAUAAUAAGUACAACUAGUAUCUAACCUAUUUCUUUCUUUCAACAAAACCAGCCGUAUCCCACCGAGGCAGGGUGGCCCAAAAAGAAAAACAAAAGUUUCUCUUUUUAAAUUUAGUAAUUUAUACAGGAGAAGGGUUUAUUAGCCCCUUGCUCCCGGCAUUUUAGUCGCCUCUUACAACACGCACGGCUUACGGAGGAAGAAUUCUGUUCCACUUCCCCAUGGAGAUAAGAGGAAAUAAACAAGAAUAAGAACUAGAAAGAAAAUAGAAGAAAACCCAGAGGGGUGUGUAUAUAUGUGCUUGUACAUGUAUGUGUAGUGUGACCUAAGUGUAAGUAGAAGUAGCAAGACGUACCUGAAAUCUUGCAUAUUUAUGAGACAGACAAAAGACACCAGCAAUCCUACCAUCAUGUAAAACAAUUACAGGCUUUCGUUUCACACUCACUUGGCAGGACGGUAGUACACCCCUGGGUGGUUGCUGUCUACCAACCUACUACCUAGUUACCUAUUUAUUAAUAUCUAUUAUUUUCAUUAUUUUUUAAACACAUAACUGACAUGGUCAUAGAAAACAGGUCUAAGAUAUCGUUGUCAUUUUGAGUGGACACUGUGAUGUACCGUAUAGUUAUACAUGUUUUCAGGAAAUAUUGGUAGCUUGUUGAUAACAGAUUUAAUUGUUGCCCUUUGAAUUGUUUUUUCUCAAGUUGAUGGCAGUGAUGGGGCACAGGGGCUGAAAAGAGUUAUGCUAGGAUUGCAUCUACCUGCUGACAGUCUCAAAUGCACUCUUUCCCACCUGUAGUUGUUCACCACCAAAGACUAUAUGAAAGCUAGAAGGCUCAAAUUGGAAACGGUAAUCAAAUUUAACAUGCACAUGGUAGGUUAAGUUCUCCACUCAGCUAAUGCCAUUACAAUAGAAUUUUUUUUGUCAGUUAUAUCUAUUUAAAAGGAUAAGGUUUUAUUAUACAACUGCCUUGCUAUACAGCGAUAUUUUAAACAACGGGUUAUGAUGAAACAUCUUUUCAUAUUAAGAUGGCUAAUAAUUCAAAAUAUUAGACUUUAAUAAUAAAGUAAUGUUCUAGUUAUACCUAUAAUUAUUAUAUACAGUAUGAUUGUUGAUGUAAAAUGGCUUAUUCCACAUUUCAGUUUACUACUCUUUUAUUAUUUGCUAUGUGGGUGGUAGGGUAAUAUGGCUAUCCACCUGUAACUAACCAGUAUUACGAGUAUAUAGAUUCCUCUAUUUAUUGGUAUCUUCAUAUUGCUAAAAGGUUAGGAGACAAUGAUCAAUGUGUAUAAGUAUCUGUUGGUAAAUGUGUUAGACUAUAAGUGAAUCCAAGGAUCCAUUUGUUACACAAGGACCACCACCUGGUAACAGCUGGCACAACUGCUCUAUAGCAAUAGAUCUUUAAUUCUCAAUAGACAGAAUAUAUGUUAAUGCAUAAUUUCACUUCCCCUUUCCUCCAUUGUGUUUUAUUGUUGAACCACUUACAAUAAUUAAAUAACUACAGACCCCAGUUUAGUAUACCAGUGAGUUUUAAAAUGCCACAAAAUUAUCAGUAAUCUUUAAACUCCUUCAGUAUUUACAGUUACAGUAGUAAUUGAUACUGAAGUGCUCAUUAAUCUGUAAAUCCUAGAAACACUGCUCGUAUCUUAAUGUGACCCUUACAUAUUGCUUCCAUUAUAGAGUUAAUGGCAGAGAUUGGGUAUUGCCCCUUGUUAAUGUUUGUAGGAGGAACCUCUCCCUAGUAAAGUGAUGAGUUCUCGAAUGGUUUCACUAAUGGUAUACAGAUGAGCUUUGAUCUGAUAUUUUUCCUGUGAAAAGCAUGUUUAUAGAAUACAUCUAUUUUGUGAUACUUCUGUAUAUAUAUAUUUAGUAUUUAUUGAAGUCAAUCAGUGUUUCAAUGUGCUGUCAGCUUCACUUUGUUUAGUUUCCAUAAAAAAUUUAUUGAUGAAUUUAUUGUUAAAUACUGGGGACCUGGACACUUUAAAUAGAAAAUGUAAACAGGCAACUUGCAAAUAAACACCUUUCACACACAGGUGAGAAUAUUGAGAGGGUGAAGGAGGGAGGGAGGUCUCUUAAAUAUUUCGUCUCAAUUUCUGUGUCUCGCCAUGAAUUAAACUUGAAACACUUGGCUUCAAGUGUUAAAUGAAAAGUUGGUCUGUUAAUAGAUUGAGUGGUAGUCAUUACAGUGAGUGAAAGGUUGAUUGUACCAAGAGAAGAAAUUGGUAAGGCUUCCACUGAUGCCACUACUAUAGACAGUAAAAAGGAAUUAUCCAGGGUAUACAACAUUGGUAUCUAUCUUUCUUAUUUCUUUCUUUUUUUCUUUCUCUUUCUCUUUUUUUUUUCUUUCUUUUUUUCUCUCUUCUCUUGCUCUCUCUGUCCCUCCCUCCUUAAAUCUGUGUGUGUUCACAUAAAUUUGUCUGCAGUGUUGUUAUAACAUAGUCUGUGAUGAAGGAGGUAUCAAGUUUGCUCUCUUGUGUUUAUGCUUCUUGAGUCUCUUGAGAUUAUGUACAAAAUAUGUAUACUAAUUUCAUAGUAUUGAUAUGAAAUUGCAUCACAGUAUUUGUAUUACAAUAGAGCUUGUUCAGUCUGCCAAGAAUAUAUAAAAUGAAUGUUUUCAGUGACUUGAUCAUAAAAUAAUACUUUUUUACAGGAGUAUUCGUCUGUUGAAAGUUUUUUGACUACUGGUUGUAGUGCUUUUGUUUUGUGCUUAUUUUUUAUCUUAUAAAAUAUUAGUGGAUACAGUAUAUAUAAUUAGAAUGACCUUUUGUUAUUCAAAGCUUGAAGCAACUAAGUACUCGCAGGUUGGACACCAACCAUUAGUUUCUUCUCCAUCAUGAGAUAGUUAUAAUAUUAAUGUCAGUGUUGUUAAUGGAUAUAAGCACUGGCAUAUUUAAGGGUAAUGUAAAUGUGGAGCUGUGUGUCUAAUAUAUGUUGUUUGACACGGUAAUAAGAGGUUAUUUUUCUGUUGAAACUUGUUUAACUAUGUCUGUUAAUAUAAGUGUGAAAAUCACCUUAGGUUAUGAAUAGCCGACUGUUAGUUUGUAAAUGCUGUUGAUAGUCUUUUUUUGGGGGGGAUUAUUAAUGAGCAACAUAAUUAACAUUACUAUUAUUAUUACCAUUUUAUUAGUUUUUUACAUAAAUAUAUGCAUUUACUUGUGUGUGCAUGGGGCUGUGUGUUUGUGUGUACAUAUUUUAAAUCUAUUUUAUGUCAGGGAUAAUUAAAGCAUAAGUAAUCAGGUAGUGGCCAUUCCUCUGUUCAAGUAUAAAUUUUCUUACUUAAAAAAAUAAAUGAUGCAAAUUUGUAAUAGUAAAAUGUUAUCCAUAUAUAUAUAUAUUUUUUUUUUUGGACAGUCUAGAGUUAACCAAUAAUGUUUGAUGUCAUUUUUAAUUGUCCAUUUUUCAGUUAAGUAUAAAUAUACAGUAAACAUCCAUUUACCAAAUUAUUUACCAUAAUUGGAUUUCUAAAAUCAUUAUGAUUAUCCCAGCAUUUUUCUGGAUUCCUUAGUAAAUAUUAAAAUAAAUAAUACAAGUUCAUCAAUAAGCAAUACAUAUUAGGUGACAUGUACAAUAGGAAAUAUAAUUAAUAUUUUAGAGAAAUAAUUAACAGAAAAUUAAGUUAUCUCUGUUGCUGCUUCAUCACCUUGUAAUUGCAGUGCAGAUAAUCAUAAGUUUUCUAAUGUCAUGGCUGGCUUCAAUUCACUUGAGAGAAGUAAUCUGCAGGAGCCCCUGACCAGAUGAGAUGGCUAUUCAAUUAUGUUGAAUGGCUGGCUUGAAAUUUAAAAGCCAGCCACUACAAAAAUUAAAAGGCUCAUAAAUCAUAAUAAUUUCAUUUAAUAAGUAUUUAGCAUUUUCACAAAUUAUCUAGUCAAAGUUCACAUCCUUCUUUGUAAAGAAAAUGACACUGUUGACAGGUAGCAAUUGUCAGUAAAGACUUGAACCUGGCUAUUAAGAGUUAAGAUUUUCAUGUGUUAUCCACAUACCUUUUUUGAAAAAUAUUGACUUAUUUAAAAAGAAUUAUUGCUUAAGAUGGAAUUUUACUGUGUAUUUUAUUACUUAUGUUUUGUUACAUUUUCACUUAAUACAUUAACAAAGUUUUGUGUUUUCUGACUGCUCUCAGUAAAUCUCUUAAUGUGUUGUGUGUCCACUAAAGUAUAUGUUAUACAGUAUUUGUAAAUAAGUUUGCUGAAAACCAUAUCUUUGACAACCAGUGAAGAAGGUGGUUCCAUGUUGUCUUGGCUUUCCCAUUCAAGUAUUGUCUUUGAACUGAUAUGAUUAUGUUAACAACCUCGAGUAAGUUUUAUGGGUAUUGUAUUGUUUAUUAAUAUGCAGUGGAUGCUUGACUUUCCUAAUUAUAU